CCCAAACCCAUGGGGGGGGAGAGGGGCAGCUUCAUUUAUGCUCAUCUCCUUUAUUUGCUUUAAUCUUUUUACGUAUCCUGUGAACGGAGAUCCAGAUAGCACACGCAACUCCAUUGUUUACAGUAAGGACCAGCUGUUAGCAUGGCGGGCUAACAGCAGGCUACUGGCCGGUGACAAACCGGAUAUCCCACGAGAGUUGAAGAGGAGGACACGAGGGUGUCGAGCCGGGAUAGGACCGCCGCACAAGGCGGAGAAAGUACAGACAUGUCCUCCCGUCCGUCAUCAUUGGGAAUGUAAGAUCGCUCCCUAACAAGAUGGAUGAGCUGGCGGCGCUAACGCGACAUCAAAGGGAGUACCGCGAGGUUAGCCUAAUGCUACUCACAGAGUCGUGGCUAACAGCGAUCACUCCGGACACACAUGUCGAGUUGGAAGGCUUCCAACUCAUACGUGCGGACAGGAAUGAAGGGAGUGGAAAGAGAAAAGGUGGGGGACAAAUGGUGCAAUCCGGGGCAUAUCACGAUCAAAGACAAACUCUGCAACCGGGACAUUGAGCUGCUAGCCAUUAGCCUCAGGCCCCAUUAUCUCCCGAGGGAAUUCUCACACGUCAUAGCCGUGACAGUGUACAUCCCCCCGUCGGCUAAUAGUGAUGCAGCGUGUGAUGCCCUGAUGACUGUCGUGAGCAGGCUGCAAACACAGUCCCCCAACGCCCUGCUGAUCAUCUCUGGGGACUUCAACCAUGUCUCUCUGUCGUCCUCCCUUUCAACCUUCAAGCAGUAUGUAACCUGUGCCACUAGAGACAAUAAUAUUUUGGACUUGUUUUAUGCCAAUACCAGGGAGGCAUAUAAACCCCUCUCCCUCCCCCCUCUUGGAAGAGCAGACCACAACUUGGUAUUUCUCGAGCCUGUGUACAAACCCCUGGUACACAGGCAGCCAACUGUGACCAGAAUGGUCAAGAAAUGGUCAUCGGAAGCUGAAGAUGCUCUGCGAGACUGCUUCGCGACAACCAGGUGGGAACUCUUCAGCGAGGUUCAUGGGGAGGACAUUGAUGCACUCACUGACACCAUCACGGAUUAUAUAAACUUCUGUGAGGAGAACACCAUACCCACCAGAACUCUGCGGUGUUUUUCCAACAACAAACCAUGGAUUAAUCCUGACAUAAAGACCCUGCUGAAGGAGAAGAAGAGAGCUUUUCGGUCGAGAAACAGAGAGGAGACAUCAACACCAGCUGCAACGGGAUGUUUAUGUGACAUUUGCAUUCAUUCAUUCAUUCAUUCAUUCAUUCAUUCAUUCAUUCAUUCAUUCAUCUUGCGAACCGCUUGAUCCUCACGAGGGUCGCGGGGGGGGUGCUGGAGCCUAUCCCAGCUGUCUCCGGGCAGUAGGCGGGGGACACCCUGAAUCGGUUGCCAGCCAAUCGCAGGGCACACAGAGACGAACAACCAUCCACGCUCACACUCACACCUAGGGACAAUUUAGAGUCCUGCCACGCAUGUUUUUGGAAUGUGGGAGGAAACCGGAGCACCCGGAGAAAACCCACGCAGGCC
Molecule: messenger RNA, 1541 nt
Organism: Hippocampus zosterae (dwarf seahorse)
Lineage: Eukaryota; Metazoa; Chordata; Actinopteri; Syngnathiformes; Syngnathidae
Exons: 2
Coding region: 418-1320 (300 amino acids)
Source: RefSeq, a predicted model, not a curated record